AUUGCCUUAGGUCUUCAGCGGUAACAAAUGGCAAAAAAGUGCCAGCAGAUUUUGGCAGUCUUUUUUACCGGUUCUGCGAGUUAUUUUGUUUUGUUCGAUUAUAAAUGAAAAAGUGAAAUAUGUGUUGAUUAUUUGUUCCUGUUUGGUAAGUAUUUGUCUUAUCUGGUUUGCUAAAGAGGAAGGUCGAGUGUGGGCGCACGUCAAUGACAUGAUUCAUAAUUAUUCCAAUUAUUUGUUUGAUGCCGAGUUUUCACGUUUUAGCCAAAAAAAAAAAAAACACCCAAUUCUAGCAGGUACAUACUCACAAGAUAUUUAGCAUAUGCUUUGUUUUUUUGCCAGGAUGAUUUUUUUGUUAGCGGUCUAUGUGGGUUUAUUUAGGUUGAUCAGUUAUUGCUCUGAUUUCUUUAUUGUCCUUGACUGUUUCCGAAAAAUAAAUUCCUGUAGUUUCCAGGGUUGCAAAUUGUUUUCUUGAGUUGGCGUGUCCAAUGGAGUUAAUAGUAGGAAAAUCAUUUUCUUAACAUUAUGAGAAGACAUAUUGCUGAAGGUUGAUGCCGGAGUUUCUUUCAUUUUCCUAGACAAUUCUACCUCAUGAUGCCUCACUAUACUGUACCAUGAAUUGAUUCCGGAACUUUGGGCAUUUCAGUUUCCUGCAUAUUAGCGGGAGUUACACAAUAUUAUGCAUUGCCCUUUUGGCGACAAUGCCUGUUAAUUUUGAGCUCAUUAAAUCUGAAGCUGUUCUCUUAUUGCCUAAAAUCAGUUUGUAGCAUUAAUUGGGAGAGGAUGCUCCCGUAUGUGUUAUUGGAAAAUGAAAUAAAAAGAACACAUAAUUGUCACCUAUCCUGUAAAUAAUGCACUGGAACUUUAUGAAGUUGAGUAGGGCAUAAUGAUAAGUGAAUUCAAUCAAUAACAGAUAGAAACAUGUAUACGUUCUUGUGUAUUGACUACUAGGAGCAAACUUGCUCAAAGGUUUUAGAUUCAUGUUGUGUGAAUGUGCAUUUUUUAUAUCAAAAACUGGAUAGUUCAACCUGCUAAUGAAUUUGGCAUUCAUGCUUUUAGUACUCUACUACUUGACACAUUAUCAUUCUAUAAUUUUCAUGAACUGUGAACACUGUUUCUCUGUUAUGUUGGCUGAAAGGAUGUCAAGAUCUUGAUAUACUUUCUUGUUAUUAAUGUUGUAUUUAAAAAUACACUAUUAUGUUGUGGAUUAUGAGAAUUUAAGAACUCUCAUAUAUUUUGCUAUCAUCUAAGAACACAUAUUAUAUUGGUAUACUUGUGAAAAGUUCAUAGAUCCUCACCUUCCAAGACUCAUUCUAGAUUACUUAAACAUAUGGCAGAGUAAUUAUGCAAAGUUCAAGUCCUUCUCAGGAGUUGGUUGAAUAAUCUAUCAAUUAGUUACUUUGAAUUGCUUGUGUACUAUCUUAUCACGUGAUGGUCUGUUUCAUUAUUAGAGACCUCUUUUUUUGCAAGGAAAUCACAUCAACUAUGCUGAAAAUUCUUAUUGUACAUGUGAUUAUUUAUUUUUGGCAUUUUCAUUCCAUAUGGAUUUUGUAGUGGAAUAAUAACUUCAUUGUGGAACUUGGGCUGAGGAGAGCUACGCGACAUUGAACUUUCAUGCCAUGGAGUUUAAAGGUAUAACCUGGGCUGGAAAUAUAUACCAGAAGUUUGAAGCUAUGUGUUUGGAGGUGGAAGACGUUAUGGUCCAGGAUACUGUUAAAUAUAUGGAAAACCAGGUGCAAAAAGCCGGCGUCAGUGUUAAAAAGUUCUAUUCAGAAGUCUUGCAAGAUUUGAUUCCUUCAUCAUGUGCGAAAGUAGCUGCAGAUGACUUGUCUAUGUACCCUUAUUCUCGCACUGAUAUCAAUAGGAAGCUAAAACCAUGCUUAACAGAGAACUGGGGAGAGGUUAAGAAUAAAACAACUGAGGAUAAAGUUAUUCAUGCCAUGGACACGUGGAAAAUAUCUCCGAUAAGUGGACUUGAAGAUGUAAACCAUCUCUCCCCACUAUCUUCUGGAUUUCCUGUCCAAAAUGCAUGCUCUGAGGUCUAUUCAGCAAAAGACAAAAAAAUGGGCAUCUAUAAACGUCGUCCUAUUGGCAUCAAAAGAAUUUCUGAGAAAAAUCAUUUGCCAAAGAUAUCUGAACCAAUGACUCCGGUAUCAGCUGAAAAGAACUCAAGUGACGUGGAAGCAAGUACAGAGUUAGUCUCACGGGAAAGAUGUGAUUCUGGAGAAACAGUGAAUAUGAAUACACAGAUCUUUGAUCCUCCAAUUGAAUCUGUGGCUUCUAAUACAAUCCUAUCAGUUGAUCCUGUCAGGCGAAAGGAUGACGAUGCUCAGUGCAUCUCAUCUUGUCAUGACUUGCCCUCAGAAUCCAUUGGUACAUCCAUGAAUGGUGGUACAGGGCUUCAAUUAGGUUCAAAUAUUCAGAGUCAUGCAUGUAGUGCUGAAUCUGGUGGCAAGGAGGUUACAUUGUCUGAUGAAGCCGCUAGAGUAAAUUCAUAUAACAUCGAUAUGGAGGUUGAGAAUGCAGUCCUCGUUGAGCCUGGAGUGGAUAUCAUCAAGCGAGUUACAAAUACAAAGUUGGAGGAGUCUUGCAUUUUAGUGGAAGGGAAUGAGAUUCAUGUUGUUCCACAAGGCAUAGGCAAACAUAAAUCAUACAAGAAAAAGAUAAGCGAAGCUCUCUCAACAAAAUUGGGAUCAAGAAAGAAACAAGAGUAUGCCCAGUGCAUUCCCCAGUCCAGAUAUUUAGGUGGAACGGGAAGUACAGAGAUCGUGAUUCCUGAUCGUACCCCGGACUUUGAGGAAAAGAAAUUGCCAGCACAAGAUUUUUGCGAAUCCGACUGGGAGUUCCUCUAGAUAUUCUGCUGCAAGUGAUGCUGCUUUCCCUAGAGACAUAUAACUGGUAAUGAAGAUGCUAUCUUGAUAUGUCAACGGCAGCCAAAUGUAUCAUAGUUGAAAUCAUAUUGUAUAUGGAAUGAAAAAUUGUGUAUUGAUGCUUGAAAAGCAAUAUCCUAUGAUACACUUAAAAUCUAAGCGUUAAGUAGUUUGUGGCCGAUUUUUAGUAUUUGUAUCUUACAUAUGUGUCACUCUCCUGGAUAAGUUAUAAAUGAAAGUUCUGGUUGAUAUUAUUUUU
Messenger RNA from Olea europaea var. sylvestris, 3126 nucleotides. RefSeq lists its product as uncharacterized. NCBI's taxonomy places the organism in Eukaryota, Viridiplantae, Streptophyta, Magnoliopsida, Lamiales, Oleaceae. The transcript has 5 exons. Bases 1617 to 2849 code for a protein of 410 amino acids. The record is from RefSeq and is a predicted model, not a curated record.